GUUCUUACGGUUAUUUGCCCGGGUUCUCUACUUUAGGGUUUUCGGCUCCUGCAAAACGCAUCGAAGCCUUAAUCUCAAUUUCCCAAUCUCUCUCUCUCGAAAACGAAAAUUUUCUUCUAUCCUCGUCGAGGUUUCGUGAAUACUUUCAGAGAAUUCACGUUUUACAAGUCAUGGCCGGAAAAGAUCAAGAUUACCGAAUAUUUGUUGGCGGGCUAGGAUGGGACGUCACCGAACGUCAGCUUGAAGAUGCCUUCGCUCGUUUUGGCAAGAUUCUUGAUUGUCAGGUGAGCUUCAGCUUUUUCUCCUUUCCAAUUGCAUUAUUUUGCUGUUUUUAUUCUUUCCCCAAAAUGUGGAUGUUUCCCCCGAAAUUGAAAUUUCUGUCCCAGCAUCUUCGGUUUCCCCUGUUUCCUGGCAUUGGUAUCUUCGCUAUUUAAUAAUACAUUUAAAAUGUUAGUAAUGGCAUACUCUUACUUAUUUGAGCAGCUUUAAACUUUGUACAUAUUUUGACUGUUUGAAUGUUUGUGUUCUUGAUUAAAUAAGGGGUCAUAGUCAUACAGAUUCCGCUUGAUAUAGCUAUAAUGUGAAGUUAAUCCGUUGUGGCAUCUAAUCCAUUUGUUAUCUUGAAACCGCAAAUUCGGUUAUCAUGGUCAUUUGGCUUAUCAAUAAAGACUUUUAGGUUCAAUAUGUGAAGUAUAUCAAAGUGCAUAUGAUAUUUACUGGUUUUCAGGUUCUAUAUUCUUUAAGUGCAUCUCUGCUCUUGAUUCCAGUUCUUUAAUACUUGUUUUCUGUAUGUUGGCGUUCUUUCUCUGUUUUUCAAAAUCAUAUCCAUGGAGGGCAUUAGGAUUCUACCGCACUUCAUUUAAAAUUGCGUUCUUGUUUGUGUUGAGCAUUAACCAAAGUUUCAAUAAUCUGUCCUGUUCAUGCUCUUCAGAGGAGAUUUAGGUGCUUGACUGUGAAUAUUUCAAGAGAAAUUCACUUUGAUUUUCUUUGCAAACAUACUUUGUAGUUUGUUAUCUUUGAAUAGAUGGGAAAUUGGCUUUGUUUGGGUUGAAAUGAAUAUCAGACAUACUUUAUACUUUCUAAACGUUAGAGAAAAAUUUACCUCUUUUGAAUUGAAGCAUUUUCAAUUUCUGUGAUCAUCAUAUGUGCAAACUCGUAUCUUCUUCGUAUUUGCCUUGUAGACAUGGUAAUGCCUUUAUUGUUCAUCAAUGGCGCUUUGAGUAUUAAUUCUGUUUAUUCUUUCUGUUGUUGUAUGGUGUUUUCAGUAUCUGAAUGAUAUAGAUGGAAUAAGUUUGGGGAAGGUUUGGUAUCUACUUGAUGCUUCCGGCUAGUGAAGACCGGUGUCUAUCAUCUUAGUUAUGAGUUGGCUGUUUUGUGAGACUUGAUUGGUAGAGUGCUUGCUGAGGCUUAGGCUGAUUCUAUUUUUGAUAAGUCAAGUAUGUUGAGAUAUCUGAUAUUUAUACAGAAGGAGAAAGAAAGGAUGCCAUAUAUGAGAUUUUGGUAUGCUGUUGUGACUUUUAUAAGUUGCUGGAUUCACCGAUUUGCUUGAUUAGCCGGCUUCAAGAGGCCUUUUGUGUUAACUGAUUUAGUUCUGCUGGGCAUGUUUGUGCAUUUAUAUGUUUAAUAAUAAUUUAUCGGCUACCUUCAGGAUGGUGUUUCACCAGAAUGGUAGUUUGUUUUGCCCUUCUAAACUAAAUGAAUAGUGAAUUCUGUUGGUUAGAAACUUAUGGACUCUGAAGGAAGGGAAAAAAGUAGGUGAGCUUAUUAGCUUUGUUUGUAUCUGUGGUAGUUGAUCGUGUCUAUGGAUCUGUUGCGAGCAUGGAGUAUCUUCUCCCUUCUUGAGCUAACUACUUAAACCACUCUGGGCACUUUGAGGUUGCUAUAUCAAGGUCGCUCUCGGUUCAGAUAAUUGCUAUGGAUUUGAUGGAUAAUCACAUGUAUUACCUAAGUUGAAAAGAGCAUCCAGCAAUCUGAUAUACUUCUGCCUUUUUCUUUUUAGGAUGUAUAUACUGUUAAGUUUAGUUGAGGUUUAAUACAUCAUCAUUAAAAGUGCUCUUGUUGGAAGUUAUCUGAGAAAUGCAAUUGGUUUCUCUUUCUAUAAUUUUUCGGGGCGUUGAAAGUUAAUCUGCAUGUUCCUAUGAAUGCCGUUGAAAAUGAUAUGUAGCUAUCCAUCACUGGUGUGAACGAAAAACUCAAAGCUCGCUCUAGUGCCAUGGGGAGCCUGAACUCUUGGACAGUUUCCUUUGACCUCUCUUAAAAGCUAGAGCUGCUAUAACCGGAUGCAUUUUUCUUGAUCAAUUUUCAUUAGGAUGUGAAUUUUUUUGUGUAUCAUGGUGUAUCUACUUGCUUAAUGGGCACCUUGUGAGUGUAACAAUUGGUUUGGCUGUGGCAUGGCUCCAUCUUGUUUGCAGCAUUCUCUAGUUGGAUGCUCUAUGGUUUGAACAAAUAGCUUCACCACGAGCUAUGCUUUUCUUUCUUUUGUGUCCCCUUUCUGAGGGCUGUCUUUUUCUGCGGGCCAAUGCUUGACUUCAGGGUAAGAAUAUGAUCGCAGAAGCAAUGCACCCAAGUUUGUAGUCUCCUUUCUUAUCAUCUGUCAGUUCUGGAUUCCGAAUGUGGUUCCUGCCUGCAUUUUCUUCUUGUGCUUGCCUCAGUUUGAUGGUUCUUAAAUAGGCAAGUAUGUAUGGCCCCUGUGAUGGAAUGGACAUCCAGGCUAGCGUUGUUUCUUUUUUCGAGAAAAAUGUGUGACCUCUCCGACGGAGUUAAGCUUCUGCUUGUAGGAUGUCUUGACUAGUAUACCUGUACAUCUAUUGCAUGGUGAAAGUUUUGGUUUGCUUCACAAGCUAAGCAUAUGGACCACUUUUUUUUGGACUGAUGGAAUUCUUAGUUUUGUUUCCAUGGCUACCAAUACCAUUAUAUCUGUAUUGGUUAGAUGAUGGUAUAGACAGUGCAAAGCUAGGUUUGAGGGUUGAUUGUGAUGAGAUUCAGCUGAUUGAAAUGAUAAGUACCCUUGUAGACAUGUUCAGCUUAUCAAUCAAGAUGUCAGAAGUUUGAGCAGUGGUUUUGAAGGAUGGCUGCGGUAUAUUACAUUCUAAUUUGGGCUGCUAGUGGUUCAGUUUCUUCGUAAGCUUUCCCGUUAAUUGACCAGUAAUGCUCUGUUGGCCAGAGUUUGAAGUAAUUCAGUUUCUCCAUAACCUUGCUGUUAAUUAAUCAACCAGUAAUGAUGUGUUUGUCAGAAUUUGAAGUAACUGAAAUGGAAGCGAUUAUUUAAAUGAAUACCAGCAAUGAUAUCUCUUCAAAACGGCUAGGAAAUUAUCAGCAUGUAGUUUGUUUAGAGAUAAAUAGAGAACACCGCGUUUGAGUUUUGAGCUUGAUGCAUUGAGUUUGUUGAUGUUGGAAAUUCACGGUUCUCUUGAUUCUUCCAUAAAUGUAAGGUUUCUGCACUUCUACAGAUCACAUUUUUGUUGAUUAGAAUUUCUAAUAUCUACUAGCCUCUUUACACUUUUGUGUUUCUCAUUUUUCUCUGGAUGAUUGUUUUUCCAUCGUUUGGUUGAGGCAGAAAGAAAGUUGAACAUGACCAAGGUGUUUGCUUUUGAAUUUUUUAUUGUUUAUUUCAAGUGCUACAAUCAUUGCUACAGAGUAUGUCCUGUUGCGUAAUUUUGAAUUUUUAAUGGUGCAUAAUUUUUGGCGAAGAAAGAUUGAUUAGGUAACUGUAUUUUGUUGAUCUGAUUGUUGGUCAUUAAUUACGACUUUGUGUUGAAGCCUGCUGUGAAUUGUCUUUCUUUUGCUCAAGUUUUCUUUUUCCAUUGCAUUAUGGGGACGGUUUGAGGUCAUGGUUUAAGUUUGUGGUGGUUGUAAUUCAUUCGGUUUACUGGAUUUUGGGAGUUCAGAUAGCAGUUGCGUAAAGUUCCCAAUUGUGGUAUCCCUUCCUUUAUGAUAGAUCCGUUGAAGUGCUGCUUUUUGUGCUCAAAAUGAGUUGUAGCAUCUGCCUCUCUUAGUUGUACCCUAUCGUAUAGGUCAUGCUGGAAAGAGACACUGGUCGCCCUCGUGGAUUUGGGUUUCUGACUUUUGCAGAUCGGCGGGCAAUGGAUGAUGCUAUCAGGGAUAUGAAUGGUCGGGAGUUUGGUGAUCGAGUUAUCUCUGUUAACAAGGCUCAGCCAAGGGGUGAAGAUUCAGAACAGGGCUAUGGUAGUGGUUAUCCAUCUGGUGGUCGGGGAAGCUAUGGCGUUGACAGGUCCGUUGGCCAGGAUGACUGUUUCAAGUGUGGGCGACCUGGUCACUGGGCGCGAGAUUGCCCGUCAGUAGGUGGUGGCCGAGGUCCUCGUCCGAUAUCACCCCGGCCCCGGUUUGGUGGUGGGCUUGGUGGUCGAGGGGAUCGCUAUGGAGGCGAUCGUGAUCGCUACGUGGAUGAUAGGUAUGAUCGAGGACGUAAUGGAGAUAGGGACCGUUUUGACAGCAGAGAUGACCGUGACCGAUAUAUAAACCGCGGUCGUUAUGUUCCAGAGAGGUAUCCUCCUCCUGGGGAUCGAUUUGUGGCUGAUAGAUAUGGGGUUUCUGACCGGUAUGCUCCGGCUGGAUAUGGGAAAGACAGAGGCUAUGAUAGGGAAGAAGGGCUAAGAAGCACUAAUGACAGGUAUGCAGUUGGAGGGCCAGCUCGUUAUGAAAGAAGUUACCGGGACAGGGCUGGACCUUAUGAUCGGCCGAGGAGGGGUGGCCGCCCUCCAUCCUUCGACCGCUACUAAUUGUUAGCUAUGCUUCUGUGGUGAGUGUCCCUUGUAUGUUGCAGUCUAGUUUUCUACUGGUGUUUGGGGGUUUCUUGUUAUUAGAAUGGUAGUAAUCUUUGUUACUGGCCUUCCCUGAACUGAUUGGAAUAUGUGCUGUAGCUUUCUUUCCUUUUCUUAUUUUCUACAAUAAUCUCCCCUUAAAUGCCGUUGGUUACUAGUGUAAUCUUAGAUGUGGCUAGCAGAGUAUUUCCUUUCAAAAGUGUGGACCUUUAGUUCCUAAUUUCCUUUCAAAAGUGUACCUUUUAAUUCUAACUUGGCUUCAGUGUGGUCAUUUUGUAAUGUACCUGUGGUGAUAAAAUCAUUUAUAUUUCAAUUGGCAGAAGGGGUAGAAAAUUCAUUCGUUUUGAAUAAUGGUUUAUCAAAAAGGGAACGUAAAACAAAAAAUCAUUCUCAUAAAAAACAGGACACUCCGUAGUCCAUUUUCAUAAUGUCAAAUCUGAGUGGUUUUCAUUGACUUUGUUGUGGGCUUAGGCAGAUUUUCCAUCUUGGGGUUAGUUGCCAGCCAUGACAAAGAAGAAAAUUAACCAAUUCUUAGGGGUGGUCGGUCCAUGAUGCGAAGUGGAUGUGCUUGGUGUUUAUUUCGCAAAUAUUAGGAUUUCGGUUUAAUAAUUGAUUUUCAGCCCCCCCCAAAAAAGAAUCAGAGACUGCUUUAACAUUCUUUUCGUUCGACUUUUUUUAAGAAAGAGCCACACUAUUUGGUAUUUGGCACAUCUACAAUAAAGUUGGG
Messenger RNA from Oldenlandia corymbosa var. corymbosa, 5508 nucleotides. The record is from the annotation of a GenBank genome assembly. NCBI's taxonomy places the organism in Eukaryota, Viridiplantae, Streptophyta, Magnoliopsida, Gentianales, Rubiaceae.